Molecule: messenger RNA, 2040 nt
Organism: Centrocercus urophasianus (Greater sage-grouse)
Lineage: Eukaryota; Metazoa; Chordata; Aves; Galliformes; Phasianidae
Gene: GFAP
Product: glial fibrillary acidic protein
Exons: 9
Coding region: 1-1269 (422 amino acids)
Biological process (GO): intermediate filament organization; regulation of chaperone-mediated autophagy
Cellular component (GO): intermediate filament; cytoplasm; cell projection
Molecular function (GO): structural constituent of cytoskeleton
Source: RefSeq, a predicted model, not a curated record
AUGGAGAGCCGCCGGCUGUCCUACGGCCGCCGCUUCGGCCCCAGCGGCUCUGCGUGGAGCCCCUCGGAGCGGCUCCGUUCCCGCGGCGCUCUGCCCGCGCCCCGCACGUCGGGCAGGGUGGAUUUCUCGUCGGUCAACGUCCUCAACUCGGAGUUCCGGGAGAUCCGCACCAACGAGAAGGUGGAGAUGAUGGAGCUGAACGACCGCUUCGCCAGUUACAUCGAGAAGGUGCGGCUGCUGGAGCAGCGCAACAAGGUGCUGGUGCUGGAGCUGAACAGGGCGCGGGAGCAGGAGCCGUCCCGUCUGGCCGAUGUGUACCAGGAGGAGCUGCGGGAGCUGCGGCGCCGCGUGGAGCUGCUGGGCACCGCCAAGGCGCGCGCGGAGGUGCAGAGGGACGGCCUGGCUGAGGAGCUGGGGAGUCUGCGGGAAAAGCUGCAGCAGGAGGUCACCCUGCGGCUGGAGGCCGAGAGCACCCUGGCUGCAUACCGGCAGGAUGUUGAUGCUGCUGCCCUGGCUCGCCUUGACCUGGAGCGUCGCGUGGGGUCCCUGCAGGAUGAGGUGGCCUUCCUCCAGAAGGUGCAUGAGGAGGAGCUGCGGGAGCUGCAGGAGCAGCUGGCCCAGCACCGGGUGCACGUGGAGGUGGAUGCCAGCAAGCCAGACCUGACGGCAGCACUGCGCGAUAUCCGCACGCAGUACGAGGCCAUGGCUGCCAGCAACAUGCAGGAGACUGAGGAGUGGUACAAGUCCAAGUUUGCAGACCUGACAGAUGCAGCUGCCCGGCACGCAGAGGCCCUACGUGCAGCCAAGCAUGAGGCCAACGAGUACCGGCGGCAGCUCCAGGCCCUCACCUGCGACCUGGAGGCUCUGCGGGGCUCGAACGAGUCCCUGGAGAGGCAGCUGCGGGAGCUGGAGGAGCGCUACGCACUGGAGACGUCUGCCUACCAGGACACGGUGGGACGGCUGGAGGAGGACAUCCGCAGCCUCAAGGAGGAGAUGGCGCGGCACCUGCAGGAAUACCAGGACCUGCUCAACGUCAAGCUGGCCCUCGACAUCGAGAUCGCCACGUACCGCAAGCUGCUGGAGGGCGAGGAGAGCAGGAUCACCGUCCCUGUGCAGAGCUUCUCCAACCUGCAGAUCCGAGAGACCAGCCUGGACACCAAGUCUGUGUCAGAAGCUCAUUUGAAGAGGAGCAUUGUGGUCAAAACGGUGGAGACGAGAGAUGGAGAGGUGAUCAAGGAGUCCAAGCAGGAGCACAAGGAGGUGGUGUAGGUGUGAAGCCACAGCCACGCUUGUAGCCGUAGCUCCGUAGAUCCCACCUGAUGCUGUGAGGGAGCCCUGCAGUGGGGCCGGAGACAUAGGAGAAACCCACCCUCAUCUCCCCCACCACCCCAUGCCCCAGGGACCCCUGUGUUGGUCCAGUCAGGACUGAGAUAUGGGGGCAAUGCUCCCCACUUCCCACCUCAUUGGUCCAGGAGGCCACCUCGGUUUCCCCACCGUGUCCUGGGCAUCCCUGGGAGGGCUGGAGGGGACGUGGCACUGCAUGGCCAGGGAUGUUUUACUGUUGUUGAGCAGCAGUUGGGCUUAGCCAAGAGGUGCAGGCAGGAGGAAGAGGAGGAUGGAGCAUACGGGGAGGCAGGUUGAUGUUGGGAUAGGGAGAAGGGUGACGGAGUGGGGCCUGAGCAGGGUGCCUGGGGAUGCAGAGCGGUUGUGGGGCUGGAGCUGCGUGGGAGUCCUUGUUGGCUUUCCUGGACACAGCGCCAUGGGGCUGUUUUGACCCUGAUGGGAUGCAGCAUGCCGAGAUGCCCCCAUCUCCAGAGAUGAGGAGACAGUCCAGGGGGCUCAUGGCCCGAGCCCAGCUCUGCAUGGCCAUUCUGGAGGGGUUGGAAGAAACCUGUUGUCCCUCAGCACCGUGUGGCCCUGUCUCCUGUGAGCUCUCCCACUGCAUGUCACCCACCUGGGGCCCCCGCAGACCCCACACUCACUUUAUUUUAGCCACUGACCAUGAGCUAAACGUGCCCUGCUGCCACCUAACACAGCAGC